UUCUUUGGUGGAUGUGGGAGGAAUCACUCGGUGGUUGGGCUUGCGGGUUACUGUUCAGACAUACCCCGCUUUCGCCCCUCCAUGGCGGAGAGGUUCUGGGUUCACAUCUUUGUUCUGUCUCUUCCUAUCGCUAUCCCGCGGGGAACCAGCUUGACUCAAUUGUGAGAUGAAGUCUUUGACUAACUCGACACUUGCCUCGACAGGACGAAGCCCCCGAGUCCCCCGAUGUCCACUUCGAGCCCGUCAUCCGCCUGACGGAGAAGGUCGAGACCAAGACCAACGAGGAGCUGGAGGAGCAGACUUUCAAGAUGCGUGCCAAGCUGUUCCGCUUCGACCGUGAGAGCAAGGAGUGGAAGGAGCGUGGUACUGGUGACGUGAGACUGCUCAAGCACAAGGAGAACCAGAAGACCCGCCUUGUGAUGCGCCGCGACAAGACCCUCAAGGUCUGCGCUAACCACUACAUUGUUCCCGACAUGACGCUCAGCGCCAACGUUGGCAGUGACCGCAGCUGGGUCUGGAGCGCUGCCGCCGAUGUCAGUGAGGGCGAGCCUGAGGCUUGCACCCUGGCCAUCCGCUUCGCCAACAGCGAGAACGCCAACCUGUUCAAGGAGGCUUUCGAGACGGCACAGAAGGAGAACGAGAAGCUCCUCAACCAGCAGUAAAUGCGGGGAAUUCCGGCAGCUUCGAAUUUUCCCUCCCAGCGGCAAAGUGAUAUAGAGGGCUAUCUUUAAUGCACAUUUCGAUCGCUCCUUUGCACUACGAAUUUGAUGUGGACUUCUUUUUCGUCAUUUAUUUACCUCUCUCUCAUCCCCCGCACAUGCGGAUUCACUUUCCAAUAAUCCCCAUCGACUCUUAUUUCUACCUCGUACCUUCUUCCCCUUUCCCUUGACACGAUUUGUAUUCCUCCGUCCGUGAGGAGUCAGAAUGAUGAGGCCGGCUCUGCUGAGAUUCGGAGUCGAUGCAUGUACAGACAGAUUCGACGUGGUUUGACCAUGUGGUUGGAUGUAUGUCCUCUGGCGAGUCGGCAGUAGAUAGACACCAUUUCCCCCAAAAUACACGUAUGACAUUAUGAAGUAGAAAUACUUGUUUUGGUGUACGAUGACUUUGGCGUGG
Molecule: messenger RNA, 1113 nt
Organism: Aspergillus uvarum CBS 121591
Lineage: Eukaryota; Fungi; Ascomycota; Eurotiomycetes; Eurotiales; Aspergillaceae
Product: Ran GTPase-binding protein YRB1
Exons: 3
Coding region: 309-662 (117 amino acids)
Biological process (GO): nucleocytoplasmic transport
Cellular component (GO): cytoplasm; nuclear pore
Molecular function (GO): GTPase activator activity
Source: RefSeq, a predicted model, not a curated record